AUGCUCUCCAUUGUCCAUCUUCUGGUUCCUGUCUUCUUCUUGGGACAAGUCGUGACGUCUUCGGAGCAAGCUGCUCCUCGAAGUAACAUCACCGCAUGUCUUCUGCCACGAGAUGAAGGGAACUGCCGGGCUCUCCUCCCCCAGUAUUAUUAUGACCGGUACACACAGACAUGCGAAGAGUUCCUCUAUGGAGGCUGUGACGGAAAUGCCAACAAUUUUGAAACGGUGGAGGACUGUGAGAAAACAUGCUGGAAAAUCAAAAAAGUCCCCAAGCCAUGCAGGAUGGAGGUGGAGCCAGGGCCAUGCCGCGGAUACAUAAAGCGUUACGCUUACAACUUGUUGACGAUGAAGUGUGAGCUGUUCAUAUACGGUGGCUGCUAUGGCAAUGAUAAUAAUUUCAAAAAUGAGGCUUCCUGUCUGGAGUCAUGUUCGCCCAAGAGGAAUGCUCCCAGCUUCUGCUAUAGUCCCAAGGAUGAGGGAUCAUGCUCUGCUUCUGUCAACCGCUAUUAUUUCAACAUUGAGAGCAAGUCUUGUGAAGAGUUUCAGUACACAGGUUGUGGAGGAAACUCCAACAACUUUAUCAGGCUGGAAGACUGUAAUAAUGUGUGCAAGAAAGGU
This is a messenger RNA of Staurois parvus, 618 nucleotides long. Lineage: Eukaryota; Metazoa; Chordata; Amphibia; Anura; Ranidae. The record is from the annotation of a GenBank genome assembly.